UUUGAUCCAAACAAAUUGGAUAAUCGCAAUCUCUGAUAUAUAAUAUAACAUGUUUAUUAAUAAUUAUAAUACGUAAAAGAUGUAUUUGAUAAUAAAUUAAAUGAAAGAGGUGUACUACGAGAAAUAGUGAAGGAAAAAGUAUAAUAAUCGCUUGUUAAAUUUAAACUGAUAUGUAUUUAAACUGGUCGUUUUAAAAGAAUCUCCAUGAUGAAAGUAUCCUACACUUUUUCUUCCCUCAGUAGAAAAGAAAAAAAAGACUCAAGUUAAAAAAUAAGAAAUAACUUGAAAAAAUAUUCUUUUUCUCUUAAAGUUGUAGAAUUUCCAGUCAUUGUUUACAUGCUCGAUUAGGAGAGACCAGUUUAGGCUAAUAUUUUAUUUUUAUACAAAAAAAUAUCAAUCUCGCAGGUUAAUCAUUUUCAAAUCAAAUUUUUCACUUUCGCGUCCUUUCAACAAACUUAAUGUUCAUUUUGUAACAUUUGUCUUGUUAGCAUAAAGUGCAUCAUGCACAUGCAUGUGUACAUAAAUAGAUAUGUAAAUAGUUGCAGUCAUCUUUUUAAUAAAUAAUUAAUAUGAUUAAUAUGAAAAUGAUUAGUAUAUACGGAGUAUAUUUUAAUAUGAGUACGAGAAACGGGAAGAGGAAGACAAAUAGCAUCAAAGGAGGAGAGUACAUAGCAAAGUUACAUUAGCAAAAAGAAAAAAAAAAGAUCGAAGGACGGACACGACAACGAGGAUGAUGAUGACGACGAUGAGGGGGAUCUCACAAAGUGAGUAAAGUGAACGAGUGAGUCUCUUCGUUGUCAACGUUGACAACUGGGAGAGGCAGAGGGUCGACGAACUAGCCAAUCGUGCGAAGAGAGCCCCGUGCACCUGAAUUCUAAUGAGGCCCACCUGGGUAUAUAUGAGCUGUUAGCCACGGUUUCGAGCACGAUUUUUCUUCGACCGGUGUCCGGUCACCACAAAGCUUUGAAAAUGAAGUUCUCCGCUAUGAAACUCUUGUUUUCCCUUCCCCUUUUGUUUGCGUAUUUGGCUUGCACAUCAGCCGACCAGAACGCCAGAAUUGUCUGUUACUUCAGCAAUUGGGCAAUUUAUCGACCUGGCGUUGGUAGUUACGGUAUCAACGACAUACCGGCAGAAUUAUGCACACACGUGAUAUAUUCCUUCAUCGGUGUAAGCAAUGUCACCUGGGAAGUACUCGUCUUGGACGAAGAACUCGACGUUCAAAAGGGUGGCUUCAAGAACUUCACCCAACUCAGACUAAAGUAUCCUCAUUUGAAAACUGAAGUUGCUGUCGGAGGUUGGGGAGAGGGUGGUAAGAAGUAUAGCAACCUCGUUACGGUGAAACAACGCAGAGAUACUUUUAUCAAAAGUGUCGUUGAAUUUAUGUACAAAUAUGAGUUCGAUGGUUUCGAUCUCGAUUGGGAAUACCCAGGUGCCUCAGACAGAGGUGGCAAGUUUUCCGACAGAAAUAAUUUCUUUUAUUUCGUUGAAGAACUUAAACGUGCAUUUGAUAAAGAAGGUAAAGGCUGGGAAAUCACUAUGGCCGUACCUAUGGCUAAAUUCCGUCUCGACGAAGGUUACCACGUUCCCGAAUUCUGCAAGUAUUUAGACGCUAUUCAUGUUAUGUCUUAUGAUCUUCGUGGAAACUGGGCUGGAUUUGCUGAUGUUCACAGUCCACUUUACAAAAGACCCCAUGACAGUUAUGCUUAUGAAAAGCUUAAUGUGCACGAUGGUCUUUUGCUUUGGGAAGACAAAGGGUGCCCAGCCAAUAAAUUGGUCGUCGGUGUACCUUUCUAUGGUCGUACGUUCACCCUUGCACGUGGUAACACGAAUUAUAAUCCAGGAACGUACAUAAACAAGGAAGCAGGUGGUGGUGAUCCUGGUCCAUACACACAAGCUAGAGGAUUCUUGGCAUAUUAUGAGAUCUGCAAAGAAGUCAAUGAUCCAAAGUCUGGCUGGACUAAGAAAUACGACUCCAUUGGCAAAGUACCUUAUACUUACAAAGAAACACAGUGGGUUGGUUACGAAGAUCCCGACAGUGUUAAAAUCAAAAUGGACUUUAUUAAAGAACAAAGCUAUGCCGGUGCCAUGAUUUGGGCUAUCGAUAUGGACGAUUUUAAUGGUCUCUGCGGAGAAAAGAAUCCUCUCAUGAAAGUCGUUUACGAUGGCUUGAAAGAUUACAAAGUUCCUAAAAAAGAUCAUCAAACUACGCUUACGCCGGAAUGGGCAAGGCCACCAAGUACAACAUCUUCCCCGUCGAAUAAACCUGAGACGACAAGAGAUACCGAGGAAACUACUAGGCCAACUGUACCAACAGGAAAACCAAGUUCUAAACCCACCUCCACUUCUAAACCACCAUCACCGCCGGUUGAUGAUGAUGAGAAAGUUGUUUGCGAAGGCGAAGAAUAUCUUCCUUCGAAAAAUUGUGCCGUGUAUUACCGAUGCGUUUUUGGAAUUCCUCGAAAGUAUCAAUGCCAGGAUGGUCUGGUCUACGACACUAAAAUGCAUGUUUGCGUUUGGCCUCAAACUGCCGAUCGAGAGGAAUGCAGAACUAAAUGAAAAAAUCAACGAUAACAUGCUACAAACGUGAACAACAAGUUUUAUAUAUCUUUAAUAUAGAAGAAG
Molecule: messenger RNA, 2622 nt
Organism: Polistes dominula (European paper wasp)
Lineage: Eukaryota; Metazoa; Arthropoda; Insecta; Hymenoptera; Vespidae
Product: endochitinase
Biological process (GO): carbohydrate metabolic process; chitin catabolic process
Cellular component (GO): extracellular region
Molecular function (GO): chitinase activity; chitin binding
Source: RefSeq, a predicted model, not a curated record